UGAAGCAAUUAGGAUCCGGAAGAACCGAUGGCAGAUCUGAGAAAGUGUGAUAUUGCAAGGAUCGUAAAUGUGAUCGAAUAACAACACAAUGUAACGCACAGAAGCACAGCCGUGUUCGCUGUCGGUCACGAUCACUGUGCACUUGCACACUUUAUGAAUCUCAGACUGGGUUGUGAUUGCAGUUUCGGUUUGAGCGGUGCGGCAGCGCGAAGCACGUCCUGCCGGUUAUUCGCAGGUGGCACCCGAGCGAGUGUAGCUGUGUGGUCUGCCUUUGUUGCGCAGGGAGGAAUCUGAGAGAAGACAACUCGGUUAUUAUUAUUUUUUUAUAUAUUAUUUUUAAUUCUAUAUGAAAAGAAUGAUGUGGGGAGCAGCUGUAAUAACCGUUGCCGUGCUUUGUCAUGGCGUGCGCUUACGUGCAACAGAUGCUGCUGAGAUGGUGACAGUGGACAGGCUGGCGACGGUGGGAGAAAGCAUGGUUUUGUCUUGCAACAACGCCACGGUGAAUGCAACCCCUGGUGUAACAGAAUGGUCAAAGGAUGGCAGGCUUGUCCUGCGCCACAACUCUACCUCCACGGAGAAGUUUGUUGUGGACAGCCGCCUCUCCAUUGUGAACAACAGGGACUUGCAGAUCAGCAAAGUGUGGGGUUCAGACGAGGGCGUGUAUGUGUGUAAUGUAACGCCGUCAGACAUCAAGGAGCAGAAGCAGCAUGGUAUUAAAUUGGUGAUAGUCAGUGGCCCAGAUGCUGUAUCUGUUAAUAUCACACCCGCAGUUGUUCUUCGCAAUGGAACAUAUUACACAGUCCAGGGUUCAGAGGUCACCUAUACCUGCUCCAGCCAAUCCUAUCCAGCACAGGAGCUUUCCUGGGUGUUUGAAGGGCUGGCGUCGAAGCCUGUUAAGGUCGCAUCAGGGAAGGGAACCUCGCUUGGCUUCAAGAAGAUAAAUGUUAUACCAAUUGACCAAGGGAACUACAGCUGCUCAGCCAGAAACCCUGUUUCUAGAAAAACUGUGACGUCAAGCAUUGCAAUGCUGGUUUACUAUUAUCCGCGCCAUGCACCCCAGUGCUCUUUUGAAACGGGGAGCAACGCCUCUGAUUUGCUGCUGCACUGCAGCUGGACCGGGGGCUACCCUGAGCCCACACUGCAGUGGAAACACGACGACGAGGAGACUUCAGGAGACUGGCAGCCUGUGCUCGGUGCCUCUGCAGCGAACGCCAGCCUGGAUGUGACGAUGAGCAGGACCCAGCUGCACGACGGACAAGUGCUGAAGUGUGUGGGGGAGCACCCGGCCAUCCUGCCCAGAAUGGAAAUCUCCUGCUCAGUAAAGUUAAAGGCUCCUUAUCCAGAGGGAGAGCCCAUGGUCACUGGGAUCAGCAAACAGAAUGUUACCUUAACCUGCCAGGACAAAGACGCCCGCCCUCCUCCUAAAAUCACGUGGCUGAGGAGCAUGAAACGGGAGGAGAUCUUCCCCAGCUCCAAGUACAUCAUCUCUCAGGGCAAGGCUGUCUCAACCCUAGUAAUAAACAGCUGCUCCAAGGAGAACGAUGAGGGCUUUUACUUCUGUAGAUCAGAGAACCCUGUGAGGGUGCGGGAGCUGGAAGUGCGUCUCUUGAUAAAGUCUUCUGCAUACAAUGUUGGUGGAUUAAUUGGGGUAGUCCUUGCCAUUGUAAUUGUUGGUUCUGGGGGAAUAAUUGGUGCGUUUGUGUAUUUGAAUCGGGAAAGAAUAUUCCUCGGACACCCUGUUCGGAGCGAGGAGAGGAACGAUGUGCUAAUGCUGGUGGACUCGGAUGACGAUGUCCCGUUUGAGGAUGAUAUUUCAGGAUUAACUUCGGUAAUCAACGGGCACGCCACGCCAGUGUUGAACAACCACCACACUCCCCACGCCGACCGUGAGGAACCACAGAUCCACGACGAAGAGCCACCAGAACAAGAUAUCACAGACACAUGAAGAAGACUCGGCCGUUGUCUUUUCUAAAAGCAGAUGAACGCACAGCUGAUCAGGGAGAUUGCCUUUUGUUUGUUUUUAAUUAUUAUUAUUAUUAUUAUUAUUAUUAUUUUAUUAUUAUUAUUAUUUUUAAUAAAUAAAACAUUUUUAUAUUAAUGGCAGUAACCGAUUUGGAGGAAGGGGGAGGGGACGACGACGACAAAAACCCCAACUUUUGCACAAAAUUUUAGCCAUCAUAACAGUAUAGGGACUUGUGAUUAUAGUUAUGCUUUUUAUAUUUCACUGUUGAUGUCUUGUGGUAGAUAAUACGUGUGUGUGUGUAUUUUAAAUACAAUUGCAUUUUCAAGGUGUUCAGGACUGUUUAUCUUAUUGUGUAUUCCUAUCUUAUAUAAUUGCACUGUAAUUUAUUUUCUGCAUUGAAUUGAAAUUCACUUGUUGGUUCUGUCUGAGGGGCCAAGUGCUGUCUUUGUAGUAGGAGAAACGCACAUGAAUUAAUCGGACCAUGUUUGCAGAAGCAGUUGUCUCAGCACCCCACACCUGUUAAACAUGCGUGCCUUGGUGCAGCCGUGCCGACACGGAAAUCGCAUUCUUCACAAGCUUAAACGUUUGUGAACAGGAUAUAUAGUCUAAAAGGAACAAAACAAUUGCAGCUCCAUACACAGCGGUCUUGCAGGAACGAGCAACUCAAUGAUUUUCUGAGAAUUUAUUUAAACGUUUUUACUCAUUUAUUUUUAUUUUUUUAAAAUUGCGGUAUGAAAAUGUGCCAUUUUUAUGCAUGCUAUAAGCAUGUGGAUAUUUAUUAUUUUAUUUUUGAACUUAACAAAAAAAAUCUUAUUUGUUUUUAUUUCAUUAUUUAUUAAAACGUUCGACAAAAGUAAUUUAGUUCCGUCGUUUUUCACGUUGGCUGCUUUAUUUGGCUACACCUAUUCUGGAGGCUGUGUGAAUUAUUUGUUUCCCUGUUUUGUUUUCCUAGUCAAAGGAGAUCCUUCUGCGUUCAUUUCUAAUCUAAUUUGAAUACAAAAUAAAGCGAUAUACUGUAUGUGACAAUACAGUAAAUGAACUCGUAUAGUGUUCUGUUUUACGUUAGCAGAUGAAAGGAGGUAAGAUGAAGAAGCACUAGACAGCAUUACUGUCUUUAUUUAUUCUGUGUAUCAGAGAUAGGGAAGAACAGUGGUUGCCAUGGAUACCGUAAAACCACGUGCACGUGUCAGCUGGUAAAACAGGAAGCAGGUUCGUGUUGCACAAUCGACUUUUGCACAGGGAAAAUGAAACUGACAUUUUGAGCUAACGCUGUGCUCACGGGUCUUCUAAAAAGUCGUGUUAUUUAACGUUUUUUUUUUUUUU
This is a messenger RNA of Polyodon spathula (Mississippi paddlefish), 3286 nucleotides long. RefSeq names its product V-set and immunoglobulin domain-containing protein 10-like. Gene Ontology annotation, cellular component: cell-cell junction. NCBI's taxonomy places the organism in Eukaryota, Metazoa, Chordata, Actinopteri, Acipenseriformes, Polyodontidae. The record is from RefSeq and is a predicted model, not a curated record. Bases 347 to 1945 code for a protein of 532 amino acids. The transcript is spliced from 9 exons. Gene Ontology annotation, molecular function: cell adhesion molecule binding. Gene Ontology annotation, biological process: cell-cell adhesion.